AUGCUGUGUCUCGCAUCGCAGCCCCCAUCCGCAGCAGGUGAUUCAGAGACAGCAGACGCGCUCCCAGUCCAGGAAACCCUUGAGAUCGAACGAGAUGGCGUCUCAGGAGGGCAACUCUCUGGUGCUCCCGCAACAGCAACAUCACCAGCAAGACUCGCCGUCAGGUGUUCGGACCCUCACGAAGCCACUACUGGCUGGUUGCUCUCUCGCGUGCUGCAAUGCUUGACAGAGUCAGGAGAUGAGGAAGCAGCCUCCCGCGCAGUGGCGCUCAAAUGCUGCUCCCCUCAUGACGGUAGGAGGCCUCUUCCGUCAGGUGCCAGGGACUGGCUGGAUGCUCUCCUCCAAGACGGAGACAGGCCCCUCGCUCUCCUCCCCGAAGGUCUACAUGUGUGCUGCUUCUAUGCGACCCCCUUUGAGGAGCAGCUGCCUCGUGAAACUGAGCCUGGAGAUGUUGACUCCGCUGCUGCAGCCUCACGUGUUGUCGUAGAGGCGAUCCAGCCACCACUCCUUCAAGGAGCAGAGGCCCCUUUGACGCCAUGCAGCAAGGAAAUACAUGCAGAUGUAGCCGCUUCUACCCCUGCGGGUACAGGGGCCGCUACUGCUGCAGCUGCUGCAGCUGCAGCUGCUGCUGCGGCUGCAACACCCACCAUCGCCGCAGUUGCAAGGAGUCCCUCCGGAUCCUCUAGUCAAGACGGAGACUCUACAGCCUCCUCUCUCAGCUCUGCGCACGUCGUAUACCCCAUGAGCAGCCUCAACAGCAGCGCCAGCAGCAGCAGCAGUCAGCUCCCAAGGGCGCGAGGGCUUAGAGCUUCCCCCUUCCCAACACCCUCGCCGCUGAAUGACUGCCUUGUGGCCUCUAAACCUUUCUCCUGCGCUCCAAUGGGUGGCUCUUUAGAGGGGCCGUUGGUGGCUUCUGAGGCUUCUCGGACGCUGCUGCGCUGCUGCCUGUGUUGCUUCACAUUCGAGCGUCAGAUCGGGCGCGGGGGAUUCAGCAGAGUGUUUCGCGUGAGGAGCAACAAGAGCGGGAGACUGCUGGCCAUUAAAGUGCUGCAAAAAGAAAAGAUUGAGAGAGACCCCCAGCGAUUGAGAAGGGCGCUUGCAGAGAGGAAGGUAAUGGCCACUUGCCAGUCUCCUUUCAUUCUCCAGCUACUCUGCUCCUUUCAGACAGAAAAGGAGCUUUUCUUUGUUACGGAUUUCUGCCCGGGAGGGGACCUGGCAGCCCUACUACGCUGCCACAAGCGCUUCAGUGAAGAAGUGACGCGCUUCGUUGCAGUGGAGGUGCUGCUUGGGUUGCAGCACCUCCAGACGCACCAUGUGGUGUAUAGAGAUCUUAAGGCAGCCAACGUGCUCAUAGACCUAGAUGGGCAUUGCAGACUUGCCGACUUUGGAUUGGCCAAGAGGCUCACGGGGCAGCUGAAGAGGACCUUCUCUUUCUGCGGCAGUCCGGAGUAUUUGAGUCCAGAGAUGCUUCUCGGCACGGGGCACGACCACAGCGUAGACCUCUAUGGCUUGGGCUGCCUGAUUUACGAAUUGUUGGUUGGGGUCCCUCCCUUCUUCUCCUCGAACCGGAACGUGAUGUACAUGAAGAUCAUGCAGGGUUAG
Messenger RNA from Cyclospora cayetanensis, 1602 nucleotides. RefSeq names its product protein kinase 3. Gene Ontology annotation, biological process: protein phosphorylation. The record is from RefSeq and is a predicted model, not a curated record. The transcript has 8 exons. Lineage: Eukaryota; Apicomplexa; Conoidasida; Eucoccidiorida; Eimeriidae. Gene Ontology annotation, molecular function: protein serine/threonine kinase activity; ATP binding. The coding region runs from base 1 to 1602 and encodes 533 amino acids.